Rubroshorea leprosula is the source of this 1727-nucleotide messenger RNA. The record is from the annotation of a GenBank genome assembly. NCBI's taxonomy places the organism in Eukaryota, Viridiplantae, Streptophyta, Magnoliopsida, Malvales, Dipterocarpaceae.
GAUCGAUUUUCCCUUAGUGGUAGAGUCCUUCUGCAAACAACAUACUUUUACGAUUUAAACUCCGUUUAUAAAGAGUAGGGGAUCAAAAUUCAGCACAACAUAAUAAGCAACUGUACUAGGCAUUCCAUUCAUGGCCUUCUUCAACAAGUUGUGGCUCCUGUUUUUGAAAUUGUUCACCGCAGCAAAUGAUUUCUUAAGCCAGGUAAUUAGGACUCCGAUUUGCACACCGUUCAGCCCUUCAGAUGCCUUAGAAGAUGAAUUUAACACGGUAAAUAGCAUCAGUUCCACCUCCAACCCAACUGAUGAAGUAUCUCUCCUCCCCACUGCGGAAGAGAUCAUGGAUUCUUCAGUGUCUAAUUGGGAACUGCUGCCUAAGGACAUUCUGGAUUUAAUCCUUGAUAGAUUGGUGUAUGUUGUCGACUAUCUCUAUUUUGCUGGUGUAUGCAAGGAAUGGUACCUUGUUGCGCAAGAAUACAGAAAAAGAAGACACAACAUCGAUGCAUUCCAUCCUCACCAGCUUCCUUUGCUCUUGAUUCCUCACGAAAAGCUUAUAUGUAGUGUCAUCCACGGCAGAGUCAGCCACAUAAAAUCAAACGUACAUCUAAAUAAAAGGUGUUUCGGUUCUUCGCUUGGAUGGCUGAUGUAUUUGGACCAGACAUUGAGUAUGAUUCUAUUAAAUCCUUUCUCCAACAAAAUCAUCAAACUACCUCCGAUUAUAGACAAAGAAGGGGUCCUAGUGGAUCCUCUGAGUAAGACUGUUGUUAUUAAGAAAGGAGUUUUAUCAAAGGAUCCGGAAUUAUACCCCAAUGAUUUUAUGGUUGCGAUCAUAUGCGGUCCAAUGUCUCAAUUGGCAAUCUAUAAAUCAAGUGUACAGUCUUGGGCAUUCUUGAUUGACCUUCCACGUAUAUUCCAUGAUAUUAUUCAUCACAAAGGAGAUUUUUAUGCUGUAGAUAUCAAAAUGCGUAUUGGAAGGAUUGAUGUUGCUGGCAUUGAAAGAUGUUCGUGGGUUCGUAUGAGAUUGGUAUCGCUAUUAGCACAAAAAACACAGUUGAGAUUGGGAUUAACAACACUUCCUCAUGACUAUAGAUUUCAUUUGGUGAGUUCAUCUGAUGGAAAUUUGUUACUGGUUCGAGGGACUUGUAGCAGAGAUUUCUACAAGAAAGAUUCAUUCACAAGCAAAUUUUGGGUUUACAAGGUGAAAGGACUGCAUGAGUUCGCAAAUCUGGUUGAGAUUAAGGAUUUAGGAGGCAAUGCAUUGUUUUUAUGUGAAAAGUUCUCUGCAUUAAUCCCUACCCAUGGCAUUUCUAAGUUACAACACAAUUGCAUAUACUACACAAACUGCAAUUCUGAAGUUCCUAAUCCUCACGGUGCCAGUAUCUUCAAUUUAACCAAGAGAAGUGUCAAAUCUCUUCAAAUUCCUGGAGACACUACAAAAUCACUGCCUAUGGUUUGGAUCACUCCAGCACUAUAGGGAGAUUUCGCUUGAGCACUACGGUCCUAAACUAUUUGGUUUAUACUCAUUUGUUUCCCUUCGACAUUUGAUAAUUCUCCUAGGUUUUGUUUAUUGUCGUUGAUGUUUCUGGAUUUUUGAUUUGAUUCUUUACAUUUAGUUUUUGCUUAUGUUUAUUUUUCGCUCUAUCAUGCUAUUCUCCUUCGUCUUCCAAUUUACAUGUUUGUUGGAGAUGAAAGAAAUCCCUAUUUCCCUGCAAGAAAUGGAUUCAGUAUUU